This is a messenger RNA of Merops nubicus (carmine bee-eater), 365 nucleotides long. It is a transcript of the gene MCL1, whose product is annotated as myeloid cell leukemia 1. Gene Ontology annotation, molecular function: channel activity; protein heterodimerization activity; protein homodimerization activity. Gene Ontology annotation, biological process: positive regulation of apoptotic process; extrinsic apoptotic signaling pathway in absence of ligand; intrinsic apoptotic signaling pathway in response to DNA damage. The record is from RefSeq and is a predicted model, not a curated record. Gene Ontology annotation, cellular component: mitochondrial outer membrane. The transcript is spliced from 2 exons. Lineage: Eukaryota; Metazoa; Chordata; Aves; Coraciiformes; Meropidae. The annotation marks the transcript as partial.
GAAUGCUUCGGAAGCUGGAAAUCCAGAAAGAGGAAGAUCUGCAGUCCGUGUGUGAAGUGGCUGCCCAUGUGUUCAGCGAUGGCGUAACAAACUGGGGUCGAGUGGUGACGCUCAUCUCAUUUGGUGCCUUUGUUGCAAAACACCUGAAGAGCAUAAACCAGGAGAAGUGCAUCAGUGUCCUGGCAGGAAUCAUCACGGAUGCACUCGUCUCAUCGAAGCACGAGUGGCUAAUGAGCCAAGGAGGCUGGGAGGGCUUUGUUGACUUUUUUCGAGUUGAGGACCUAGAAGGCAGCAUCAGAAACGUCCUGAUGGCGUUUGCAGGUGUGGCUGGACUGGGAGCAAGCUUGGCCUACAUGAUCCGGUGA